AGGGUAAUAAAGAAGAAAGCUAAAUACGGCAGACUAAUUUUUAAUUACUUUUCAUUCUUCUCUACGAAAGAGAGAAGCUUUUGUACCUCUAAAGCUUCAAGGCAGGUCUUCGAAUCAAGCCUUCCUCAAAUUUCAUCUCUAUCCGUUGCAUGAAAGGUUUUCUAUAGCCAUGAAUUGGAUACAAAGGAAGAUCUACCUUUACAAUGUCACGUUUGGGCUGUACAUGUUGGAUUGGUGGGAGCGUAUCCUCUUCAAUACGUUGGUGGUUGUGCUGAUGUGGUUCAUGUUUUACAAUGGAUCACGAUACGUAAAUGAUUUGUGCAAGAGGCAUCUGUGGCAAGGCAAGGUGUAGCCGUGUAGGACCAUUGUGCCCAAUGGGAUAGGUUCAAGGCUGUCAGUAAUUUGGGUGGAAUUUUGCAUUAUUAUCAAUCUAGUAAAGCGAUAUGAUGUGCUAUGUGUAUGUAGUAUUCCCUUUUUGCUUUUAGACAAGCUUCUCUGUUUCUUAAAUUUAUUGAACAAACUUUUCUGAUAUUGAGAUAACCUGUUUGUAUUACACUUGCUUGAAAUCUGUUUUGAAACUGAUUUUCGUAUUUGAAUGAAAUGCUCUGAUGAGUUAUCAGGCACACUGGUUGUGUAAUUGUUGUUA
Messenger RNA from Benincasa hispida (wax gourd), 646 nucleotides. Its product is annotated as transmembrane protein, putative (DUF3317). The record is from RefSeq and is a predicted model, not a curated record. Lineage: Eukaryota; Viridiplantae; Streptophyta; Magnoliopsida; Cucurbitales; Cucurbitaceae.